UGAGGCGCCUCGCAAGUGUCAAAGUUGUGUUGACAGUAGCAGUAGGAACUGUCAGGGCGAGGUAGCUAACUAAACCAUAUUUGCUAACACCCCGGAGCCGAAUGGAGUAACUAUUUCGUUUGCUAUAUUUUCAGAAAACUAACCCACCACAUUCCUUAUAACACUGUAAACAGUGUAAACCUCAAACGAAGCCAUGGCAGAAGACUCGAGUGCUCAAACUUGGUCUAUCAACAAGGACGACUAUGUGCUCAACGAGGUGAUUGGGAGUGGUGCCACUGCCGUGGUGCAGGCAGCCUACUGUGAGCCCAGGAAGGAGAGGGUGGCCAUUAAACGCAUAAACCUAGAGAAGUGUCAGACCAGCAUGGAUGAACUUCUGAAAGAGAUCCAGGCCAUGUCUCAGUGCCACCACCCCAACAUCGUGUCCUACUACACCUCUUUCGUAGUGAAGGACGAGCUGUGGCUGGUGAUGAAGCUACUAAGUGGUGGCUCGGUGCUGGACAUUAUAAAACACAUCAUAUCUCGUGGGGAGCACAAGUCUGGGGUGCUGGAUGAAGCAUCUAUAGCCACAAUCCUUAAAGAGGUCCUGGAAGGACUGGAGUACCUGCAUAAGAAUGGCCAGAUUCACAGGGAUCUGAAGGCUGGUAAUAUUCUUCUUGGGGACGAUGGCUCAGUGCAAAUUGCAGACUUCGGUGUCAGUGCCUUCUUAGCGGCGGGGGGAGAUAUGACCAGGACCAAGGUUAGGAAGACGUUUGUCGGGACGCCCUGUUGGAUGGCCCCGGAGGUCAUGGAGCAGGUGAGAGGUUAUGACUACAAAGCAGAUAUCUGGAGUUUUGGGAUCACAGCCAUCGAGCUGGCUACAGGCGCUGCCCCAUAUCAUAAAUAUCCACCCAUGAAGGUGCUGAUGCUGACUCUACAGAACGACCCUCCCUGCCUGGAGACGGGGAUUCAGGACAAGGAGAUGGUGAAGAAGUAUGGCAAGUCCUUCAGGAAGAUGAUAUCUCUGUGUCUACAGAAGGAGCCUGAGAAAAGGCCGACUGCUGCCGAACUGCUCAAGCACAAGUUCUUCACGAAAGCAAAGAAUAAUGAAUACCUGGAGGAGAAGCUUCUUCAGAAGGGACCUUCAAUAGGAGACCGAUCCAAACGGGUGCGUCGCGUGCCUGGCUCCAGUGGUCGUCUCCAUAAGACUGAGGACGGGGAGUGGGAGUGGAGCGACGACGAGCUGGACAUGGAGAGUGAGGAGGGCAAGGCAGCCGUGGCCGCUCUACGGUCUCCCAGAGUGAAAGAUGGAUCCAUGGAGAUCUUCCCUCCAGAGGAUGGGUCUCCCGGUCUGCUCCAUCCAGGAGGAGCAGGGCAGGACAAGGAGCAGCCGGGUGAGGCUACCCUGACCCAGGGGGAGGUGCCAGCCCAGGACCCAGCCGCCACACAAGUCCCCAUCAGUUUGGUGUUGAGGUUGAGGAACCUGAAGAAAGAACUGAAUGACAUCCGGUUUGAGUUCAUGCCUGGCAGGGACUCAGCAGACGGUGUCUCUCAGGAGUUGGUGUCAGCCGGUCUAGUUGAUGGGAAAGACUUAGUCGUCGUUGCUGCAAAUCUGCAGAAGAUUGUUGAUGAUCCCCUCAACAAUAAAAAUGUCACUUUCAAACUGGCAUCUGGCAUAGAAGAAUCUGAGAUCCCUGACGACGUCAAACUGAUGGGUUUUGCUCAGCUCAGCAUCAGUUAACUCUACAUUCCAUCAACAAAGGACAACAAACAAUAUUGCACAGCAGCAUAGUUCUAAAUUCCAAGACACCACUACUGCCAAAGAGUAGAGCUACAGUGCAUUUGUCAACCUGUAGGGUUCUUUACUGAAACCUGCAGUGUUAGUUAAAAUGGAAGGCCUCUGAGAACGGGACCAGCGCAACAACGACAAGACGACGACGACAACAACAGUUAGGACAGGAACAGGAAAUCACACUUGAAAGAGUUUACAGCAGGACCGAUCAACAACGUGAAAGGACGACAUCGCAAUCAACGACAUCGACUAAAAAAUAACACAUGUUUCUUAGUUUUCUACAUUUAGCUCUACAAUUCAAAACAUAUUCUGAUAUAACUCCUGCCAGUUUUGAAAAUGAUAUCAACUUGAAUGCCUUUUAUUUUAAUUUUUUUCAAAUAACCGUGCCACUGGCCCAACAAACAACUGAGUGUUGUGUUAUAGCCACCACUAUUCUGGAUUAUAUAGGCUGCCCGCCAGUGACUGCCUUAUUUCGUAUGUAGCGCAGUACUUUUAUCCAGGGAACUAUGUAUGGAAUGGGGAGCCAUUUGGGAAGCAGUCCUAGUAUAUUCCGAGGUGUAAAAGAUGGGGCCUUAGUUAUUUAGUAAGGAUCUCUUACAGUAUUGAUUUAUGUAAGAAGUAAAGUGAAUGAAUGAAUGAAUCGCUGGUGAAACAAGAGUUCCCUGGAUGCUAUUGAUAUUCAACUAUAUUGACCCCCAGUCAAAUACAGAAAGCUCCCAACUGCUAUCAGCUAGUUUAUUAGGAAUCAGAACUGGCAUCUCAAACAAUGUAUGUAUCAUUACUUUUAUUGACAUAAGCCUUCCAAAGUGUCUCAUACGCUUUUCUAGGUGUAUCAUUUGUUGGCAUAAGCUGUUUUAAGCUCAUAGGUGUAUCGUAAGAUGACCUGUCACUGGUUCUCAGCUUUUGACUUGAGCUCUAAUAGCCUGUCAUGACGUAGUAUCGCUUAAGCUGUGGUGUUAGUUGUUCAGGUUAUCCCAGACCGGGACAGACGGGCUGUGAUAGACGGACAGAGAGACGGACGUUGCUAAAUAGGUUUUGUUUGAUUUGGGGCGAGCAACGUUACUGGACACACUUUUAUCGGCCAACGUUCUGAACAACUGUCCAGAGUUAUUACGGAAAGACGGUAAACUAACGAAUUGACCAAGAUUUAUUCUAGUCUUGGGUGAUACGCAACCUUGUCUCUGUGAUGUCCAUGAACAAUCAGCGGUUCACCAGCCACUGGAUCUCUGUUCUCUCGCCUGUCACCUAGCUUUCAUUGUACGGCUCUUCUUAAAUGGACACAUUCAUUUGUAUCAUAGUCUUGUGGUCCAAUCCAUCCGCACUCACCUUAGUCAUAGACUGGCACUCCCUCGUUACGUUGUCUGUUUUUGGGGUGUGUGUUUCUGUGGUGUGCCAGGGGCUGUGUGUUAGCUAGUUCAGGUACUGUUGCACAUCAGUCUAUUUAGCGGGAAAUUGAUUUAAAAAGGUACGUCACAUUAUAAUGUCAGACUGGUGGUGUCACGGGAUGCUCCUACUUUAACACACCCUCACAAAGGUAUGUGAGUAAAAAGAAAAGCGUAAACUUUUUCUGGAGUGCAUUUCUGCUAGGGAAAGAAGGCUGUACGUACAAUUGGGGUAGUUAAACAUCUGGUAUACUUGAUCAUAGCUGCUCCAGAGUCUCCACAGGUUAAAAUAAACUACAGUGAGCUGGGUUGGUUUUGUUCGUUUUUCUGUUUGUAUUAGGUUUUCCACUGUUGGCCUUUUAUAUGUUACGUAAUAGUCACUAAUUCAGACUUUUGUUGCUCAUCAUGCCAUGUGAUUUGCUGAAUUGGCACCUUAUUAUAGAGAUUAUUAACUUGCAUAUUUUAGUUCAGAAAGGCUUGUGAUUUAUCACACAUUCUAUGCUUUGGUAGUAAAAUGCAUCUUUUUUGCUUUUUUUAUUGGGAUUUUUUUCUUAUCACUGAAACCUGUCCAAUUUAGAGUUUGUUUCCCAUAGUAGGUAACACAAACUGGAAUGAUGUUCCUCAACAAAAUGUAGGGCUAGCUAACUAACACAACAAAAUGACACAGUUGUGAUAUGCUGCAUUCAGACAGAGCAAUAUGUUGAAUGUUAGCCUGGGUGUCAAGUCUGUUUGUGCUAUCAUGCCAACUCUUGCUCAUUGUUAUGCCAAACAAUGCAGUUGGCAAGAGCAAGAACAAAUCUGACGCCCCGGAUUGACAAAUGUGUGAGCUAAUAGCAAAAUGUCCUGGGUUUUAAUCUCUUUUCCCUCUGUAUUGUGAACCCAAUUGGAAAGCCACUGUUGUCAGGUAGAUCUGUCACAAGGCAAACUCUUUCAAUGAUUAGUAUUUAUUAUGACACUUACUUGGAUCUGAUUGAACUUUUAUGAUUUUGUUAUUUUUUAUUUGUUGGAAGUUGGUUUACUUGAAAUCAACAUAUAUAUUUGACGUUAUUCUCUGUAUCAUCACAAAACGUGCAAGUGAUCAAAAUCAAAUGUGUUGAUUAUUUGAACAAUAUUAUCUGUGAAACCUUAGAAUUCAAUUAAAUGACAACUUCAAGUCAGGAAUUUAAUAAAACUCAUAUGCGGAAUCAAUGUUAUGUGUAGUUAAAGAAUUGCCACUACACAAAACCUUAAAAUGAAUCAUUCUGGUUGACUAAAACGGGUGAAUAGGUUAAAUAAAAUCACAUGAUUUGA
This is a messenger RNA of Esox lucius (northern pike), 4440 nucleotides long. RefSeq names its product oxidative stress responsive kinase 1a (gene oxsr1a). The transcript is spliced from 17 exons. NCBI's taxonomy places the organism in Eukaryota, Metazoa, Chordata, Actinopteri, Esociformes, Esocidae. Gene Ontology annotation, molecular function: protein serine/threonine kinase activity; ATP binding. The coding region runs from base 194 to 1717 and encodes 507 amino acids. Gene Ontology annotation, biological process: protein phosphorylation. The record is from RefSeq and is a predicted model, not a curated record.